Molecule: messenger RNA, 3632 nt
Organism: Solea senegalensis (Senegalese sole)
Lineage: Eukaryota; Metazoa; Chordata; Actinopteri; Pleuronectiformes; Soleidae
Product: E3 ubiquitin-protein ligase RNF31-like
Exons: 23
Coding region: 32-3412 (1126 amino acids)
Biological process (GO): protein linear polyubiquitination
Cellular component (GO): LUBAC complex
Molecular function (GO): K63-linked polyubiquitin modification-dependent protein binding; zinc ion binding; linear polyubiquitin binding
Source: RefSeq, a predicted model, not a curated record
CGGCAGCAGCAGCAGCUCUGGGUCUGAGCCGAUGGACGAGGUGAGGAGGAGAGCUCUAUCCGUCCUGUCCUCGUCUGGUGUCGCUCAGGACGUGAAGGGCGAUGUUCAGGCGAUGGCGGACGCCGCUCUGCCCCCGUCACAGAAAUACCAACACCUGGCAGCGGAGUCCGUGCUGAGGGAGAACACAAGCAGCUGCAGCAAACACGAGGUCAUGGAGUCUUUGAGUCGCCUAGUCAAGGCCUUGAGUAUCCUGGAGAAGUACGGCUGUAACCUGACAUCUCCUGCCAGACCCAGAUACUGGAGGAGUGUCAAGCACAACAACCCCGUCUUCAGAACCACGGUGGACGCUGUCAAGGGAGGACGUCGUGUUCUCUUCCUCUACGGUUACACUAACCAGCAGAUGGAUGGCCUCAGUUUCCCCGAUGACGUCAGUGAGCCGGACACAGACAAGGUCGCGGCGGUGACACUGGAGGUCAUGACCCUGCGCACAGAGGUGGACAUGCUGGUGAAGGGAACUCAUCCUCACGUAGAAAACUUCAAAGACAUCGUCCCAUUUGUCGCUCAGCAGUGUGAUUCUGUUGUUCAGGACGUGACAUCAGCUGACGCCAUGGUGAUUCCGCCUGAGAAGGAGCAGCAGAACAUGAACAAAGCGCCGCUCGUCUCUCCUCCUCCUAAACCUCCUCAGAGGCUCGUGGCUCCGCCCCUCAAAGCCAAACCCUCAGCAGGUGAAGCAGCAGUUGCCGUGUGUGUGGGCUCUGAGUGUAACCUGUGUGGCGUGGCUCCGUCCCUCGUCUGUCCUCCGUGUGGAGGUCAGUCCUUCUGUGACGCCUGUGACCUCCUCUUCCACCGACACCCGAGCAGAGCCAAUCACAAGAGAGACAAGAUCCACCAGACCAAGCACGAGCCGUGUGGUAUCUGUGGUAUAUCAGUGGUGCAGUGUCAGUGCUCCACCUGUGUGCAGAGACUGUGUGUGAACUGUGACCUCCUCUUCCACUCUCACCCUGAGCGUAAAGGACACAACAGGACAUUUGUCACAGCUGCAAAGACGUCCAGUCUGUCUCUGUCUCCGUGGGAAUGCAGUCACUGCACCACGGUGAACGAGAUGCGAGCCGUCCUCUGCUCCACCUGUGAGCGACCUCGUCUCGCCACGGCCACGUCCGUCGCUCAGGAAAACCCUGCAUCGCUUCCCACCUCACCAAGUUCAGAGUGGCAGUGUAGGAGCUGCACUGUGGUCAAUCAAGGCAGCAGCAUCCUGUGUGAGGUGUGUGAGCGCCCCCGUCUGGCCACUCGUCCACCUGUGCCGCUUGUCGUCCCAGCGCCGUCCAACUCUGGACCUCGGUGUGAAACCGAAACAAAGUGGACCUGUCAGUUCUGCACCUAUGUCAACACCAAGCCCACCACAGUGUGUGAGAUGUGUAACCUGUCGUGUAAAGACUCCGCCUGCUCCGACUCCGCCGGAGACUCUGCGCCUCACUCUUUUCAGCAGCCGCCACCGUCCGUCGCCAUAGAGCAGCCUCAGGUCGGCGUGAAGCCGCAGCCCAAGCCCAGAGAGAGUGUGGAGCUGAGGAGGCAGAAGCUGAUGAGGGAGGACGGACUCGGCCUCAUCCAUCACAUCAGGGAGGCAGAGAAGCGUGGUGUGAGUCCUGAGGAAGUGUACGCCGCUCUGUGCGUGUGCGGCGGCAGCAACGUCAGCCCCUGUGACUGGCUCACAUCAGAACUGCCCCACCUGCUGGACGAGAUCUGUGCCAUGGCUGCGUCCGUGCAGGUCAACUACAGAGCUGGGGAUUCUGGGAUACGCGCCGCCGUCACCGCCGUGGAGAGAGACGGCGAGGAGCCACAGGAGAGCGACGCCAACGUGAAGCUGUCCAGAGCUGAGGCCAAGCUGGCGUGGUUAGCGGCGGGCGGAGACAUGGAGAGAGCGGUGACGCAGCUGCUGAGAGACCGACAGGCGAAGAUGAGGGAGCUCCACUCUCUUGGCUUCAGAGACGUGGCUAAGUGUGAGGAGGCGCUGCGGCUGAGCGGCGGUGAGGUCAAAGGGGCUUUGUCUCUGCUGCAGCGCCCUCUGCUGGAGCCGUACCACCAGCGUAUCUGGACUGACUUUCCUGAGCCUCAGAUCGACGCCGCACACCCGGACAAACAGAGGAUGUGCAGGCGUCUCCUGGCGCUGUACGACCUGCCCAGCUGGGGGCGCUGCGAGCUGGUGCUGUCCCUGCUGCAGGAGCCGGACGUCACAUACUCUCUGGAGGACGUGGUCCAAGCCGUGAAGGAGUCACAUGACCGGGAUUUCAUCAGGCGUCUCCUGAAGAACGAAUGUCCCUGCUGUCUGUGCGUCUUCCCCCGCAGUAAGAUGCAGUCUCUGACGUCAUGUCAGUGCUCCGUGUGUCACGACUGUUUCGGUCAACACUUCACCAUCGCAGUGAGAGACAAACACAUCAGAGACAUGGUUUGUCCCGUCUGCGGAGAACCUGACAUCAACGACCCCGAGCAGCUUGACAGCUACUUCUCCACGCUCGACAUACAGUUGCGCGACUGUCUGGACAUGGACGUUUAUGAGCUGUUUCAUAAAAAACUGACGGAGCACGCUCUCAUGAAGGAUCCUAAGUUCCUCUGGUGCUGUCACUGCGUCUCAGGGUUCAUCAAUGAUGGAGAUCAGCUGAAGGUCACAUGUCCGUCCUGCAGACAGAGCUUCUGUACUCAGUGCAAGAAACCUUGGGAGGCUCAGCACCAGGACUUGUCCUGUGAACAGUUCCAGUUGUGGAAGCGAGAGAACGAUCCAGAAUACCAGAGACAGGGUUUGGCUGGAUACCUGAGAGACAAUGGCAUCACGUGUCCACACUGCAGGUUCCAGUACGCUCUGACCAAAGGCGGCUGCAUGCACUUCAGCUGCUCCCAGUGCAGGUACCAGUUCUGCAGCGGCUGCAACAACCCCUACCACAAGACGCUCUGUAAGACGGCUCAGUGCAGUUACCCUGGUCUCCAUGCACAUCACCCUCGAGACUGUCUCUUCUAUUUAAGAGACUGGGAGCCUCAGAGACUUCAGGACCUGCUGCAGAAAUGUGGUGUGGAAUUCAACACAGAUCCUGACACUGGAGCUCAAACUGAUGGCUGUGGAGUGAUGGAGCAGAAAGAUGAAGGAGGUGAACAGACUGAUUCACCGUGUGGUCUCCAAACACAGCUGGGACAAGCUGGACUCUGCGAGAAACAUUACAGAGAAUACCUCGUAAGUCUGAUCAACGCUCAUUCUCUGGACCCGGCUCUUCUCUACAAUGUCCAGGAAUUGACUCGAGCUUGUGAGAGAUACCAGGUGGACAUUCAGAGACUGGAGAACGAGGAAGACAGUGUUUACCACGCACGACUGCUCAAGAAACUGAUGGAAGUUCCUCUUGGAGAAAAAGUCCCUCGCAACAAGUGAAAAUUCAUUACUGGAAAAAAAACGUCCAAAUGGUGGACACUCCCUCAGAUUUGUAGCGUUUGCUGAUGAACUUGCCACUACUGAUUUCUGUAUUUUUGGGUUUUUGUUGAAUCUUCUGCACUUAACAUAUGUUUAAAUUUGUGUAUCAGACAUUUUCUGUAAAAUUAUAAAGGGCGAUCAAUUCAAACUCAAGAAAUCAAUAAAAUCAUUUUAAAAGGUG